Molecule: messenger RNA, 1545 nt
Organism: Sturnus vulgaris (Common starling)
Lineage: Eukaryota; Metazoa; Chordata; Aves; Passeriformes; Sturnidae
Gene: AURKAIP1
Product: aurora kinase A interacting protein 1
Cellular component (GO): mitochondrion
Source: RefSeq, a predicted model, not a curated record
UCCUCCCGGCCUUUGGGAGGAGGAGGGCUGUGCCAGGGAGCUCGGCUGGAGUUACCGUGUUUUUAAAGUUAAAAUAGCCCAAGCUUUAAUUAAUAAAUCGCCCCCGUGGCGCAGCUGCUCCGGUGCUUGACCCUCACAGCAGAGCCCGACAGACUGAGGUCAUUGCUGGCUCUGCCAGUGAACAAAGUGAAACAAAAUGUUAAUAUCACGGCUGAGUUCUCAGUUACUGAAGGCUUCAAGAAUUGCAGGCCACCUCUUGCCCAGGUCAGUGUCCUCCUUCCUGUGCUGCCGCUCUCCAUCUGCACACUACAGCACCCAGCCCCCCAACACGAGCGGGGCCCAGCCCCAGCAAUGGCACACGCUGGACCCUGAGCUGGAGGAGAUCCUGAUUCCCAGGAAACUUUCCAUCAGCCCCUUGGAGAGCUGGCUCACAGUGAGGUACUCCCUCCCCAAAGCUGAGCAGGCUCAGGAAGAAGCGAGCCAUGAAAUCCCCCAGGCCUCAGAGUGUCCCCCUGCUGCUGGGCCAGGGGAUGUGGAGGAAGGAGAGGGAACUCCGAGUGACAAAGUGCAGUGCAGGAAUGUGCUGAAGAUCCGAAGGAGGAAGAUGAACAGGCACAAGUACAGGAAACUGCUCAAGAGGAGGAGGUUCAUCCGCAGGAGGAUAAAGGAGGGACGCAAGAAGAAGCGUCAGGUAAAAUUUGAGAAAGAUUUGGAGCGUGUCUGGAAAAAAGCUGGCUUGAAAACUGCUCCUGCAGGGUGGCAAACCCCCAAGAUAUUCCUGAGGAGUUCCAAGAGAUAAAAAAAAAAAAAAAAGCACCUGUCACAAAUUUUAACUUGCAAUUGUAAUUAAAAAAAAAGAAUAUUUAAGUAUGUCCAUGACAUUUAACCUUUCUCUGAUUGUGAUGAAAAUAAUAGGAAGGAGUUUUCCAAGGACAAGCUGGCAGCUUUUCCUCCCCAAAGGAGAACUGUGAGUUUUUUUCUGGUGUCCUGUGGUCAUUGCUGAAUUUUUGAAAUCUCUCCUUGAGAUGAGACUGAACCUAAAAAAAAAAAAAAAAAAAAAUCAAGUGUGUGAGAUGGGAUCAGUGAAAGAAUUCCUGUUGUUUAUAUGGCACAAACUUUGGAAAAAUUUACAUUCUUUCACAGCCUCACUGCAGAAAAGUUGGGGUUUUCCUAAGAGUUGUGUUGGGAUGGGAAUUGGAUCAGAAUUCCUUGGGAUUUACCUGCAGGAGUUUUUGUUGUGUCUUACCUGGAGCCUUGGUGUGCCUUGGGCAUUGUGUGUGCAUCUUUAAAAGGCACUUUGAUUUUUGUGUUCUAUUUUGUGCUAAUAAAAAAAAAAAAAAAAAAGGUUAUUUUUGUCUUUGACUGAUCCCUGUCGUGGAGAACAUCCAGAUAAUUGGUCAAAGUAGAAACUCAGAGCUAAUUAUUCAUUAACUGCAAAAAUUUUUGUGCCUGGGACAAAGCUGAUACAAUCAGCUGGUUUUGCAUGGUUGAAGGGAGUUGUGAAAGCUGUGAAAAAUAAACCCUGAGAGGGGACUUUUAAUCUGG